Molecule: messenger RNA, 1275 nt
Organism: Rubroshorea leprosula
Lineage: Eukaryota; Viridiplantae; Streptophyta; Magnoliopsida; Malvales; Dipterocarpaceae
Source: the annotation of a GenBank genome assembly
CUUGUAAACAAAUUAAAAUUAAUUUCAAACAAGUCCUGUUUCUCAACCUACUCCUAAAAUGACGCACUCAUGGAAAGAUAGCCCAAACAAACCGUUGCUCCAUUUAUUUCCUCACCGUCUUUAAACACAGUCAAACCCAAUCCACCAAUCAUCCAUCGCCACAGGCCCACAGCCGCCUUCCUUUCCCCAAGUCAUGCCCUUCCUCAGCCUCGUCUCCUUAUACGCCACCUACCUCCGCCGCUGCUUCGCCUCAUCUGGCCUUACCCCUCAAUCCAUCGCCGUAGACAACGACACCACAAUCCACUUCUGGGGGCCUGAAAAAGUAUCCGCUGACAAACCGGCCUUGCUUAUGAUCCACGGGUUCGGUGCUACGGCCAUCUGGCAAUGGCGGACUCAGGUCCAGUUCUUCAGUCCGGACUUCCGCGUCUACGUCCCCGACCUCGUCUUCUUUGGAAAUUCCACCACUAAAUCCGAGGAAAGGUCGGAGAUUUUCCAGGCCACUUGUUUGGGGAAAUUAAUGGAACAGUUGGGGGUGGAGAAAUUCCACGUGAUGGGGACCAGUUACGGCGGGUUCGUGGCGUACCACAUGGCGAGUAUGUGGCCGGAGAAGGUACAGAAGGUGGUGAUUGCCAGCUCCGGAGUUAAUAUGAAGAAAGGAGAUAACGAGUCCUUGAUCAAGAGGGCCGGUUUGGAGAAGGUUGAGGAUUUGUUGCUGCCGGAAACCACCGAUCAGCUUAGGACGUUGACUCGUCUGACAGUUUCCCGAAGUUUCCAAAUGAUUCCCAAUUUUUUUCUAAAUGACUUACUCCAAAGACUGUUCGCAGAGAACAGGAAGGAGAAGCUGGAGCUUCUCAAGGGAUUGACCCUCGGACGCACUGAAGAUGCAAACCUUGCCCCACUUCAACAGGAUGUACUAAUAGUCUGGGGGAACCAAGACCAGAUAUUUCCUUUGAACAUGGCUUAUGAAUUAAAGGAGCUUCUUGGAGAGAAGGUGAGAUUGAAGGUGCUUGAGAACACAUCGCAUGUGCCACAGAUUGAGGACUCGAGACUGUUCAACAACGCGGUUAACAAGUUCUUCUGUGGGUCUUCACGAUGAUUGAUUACCACUUCAUGUUCCAUUCCAUUAUGAAAUUGUAUAUUCCAUUUAGUUUUAGCUUCCAAGGAUGGAUUUGAUCAGAUUUCUGUUUUAUUUUUUAAAAUUAAAUAAUUAACUAUUUAAUAUCACAUAAGUUUGAAUUUUUGAUUUUAACUUAAAAUUAAAUAUUUUAAGUUACU